CAAAUAAAAAAUAUUCGGCAAAAAUUUUCAGAAAUAUUCGCUCGCAGACUUGAGGGUGUAUCCCGAAUAAAAUUUUGUCUUAAAACCUAUACAAAAUGGGUCUCCUAACUAAUCCAUCUUUAAAUCAAAGAAGCAAAUUUGGUCGUACUUUAAUCAAACACAACCGAAAAUUAUGUUUUGUUCUUUACAUCGCCGGAUUGGUGUGGUUUGUCUGCUUGGGUCAUCCAGAUUUUAAUCAUUCAACUUAUUUAUCAGAAAAUGCUUUAUCACCUGGUUUAGUUUAUUCCGAACUGAAACCCGAUUCCGGUCGAUUGGCACAGACUUAUUUGGAAGAAUUGAAAAAAGAACGAGAAGAUCAUCGAGCUAAUAUGCCUUAUGCCUGGAUUCAAGCUAAAAUGAAACAAAUCGGUUUGGAAACUCAUGUUCAUAAUUUCACAUUGAAUUAUCCUUUUGGUGGAGGAAAAGUCUUUCAGGGGAAGAAUGUUUAUGGAAUACUCCGAGCACCUAGAAUCGGUUCAACUGAAGGAAUUGUCUUUUCAGCUCCAUAUCGACCACCAAAUUCGGUUCAUGCUGAUAUAACCGCAAGUGUUCCAUUACUUUUGGCCUUUGCAGAUUUUGCACGCAGAAAGAACUAUUGGGCCAAGGAUUUGAUAUUCCUUGUAACUGAACAAGAGCAAUUGGGUGUUCACGCGUGGUUGGAAGCUUACUACGGUGGAGGUAUGGGUGACAAAUCAGUACUAAACAGUGGCAACUUGCCUGCCAGAGCUGGAGCUCUACAAGCAGCAUUGAAUUUAGAAAUUCAAGAUUUUGAUGCUGAGUACAUCGACGUCAAGAUUGAAGGUCUGAAUGGACAACUACCAAAUCUGGAUAUGUUCAAUUUAGUUCAACGCUUGGCCGUUCGCGAGGGUAUAUCAUCGGGUUACAAACAGAUUCCAAGAAAGAAGCGCAAAGCAUCCCAGACUACUGUCAAAGAAAAUCUUAAAAACAUUCUCGCUAUGAUUGCUAGUCAGGCAAAUGGUGUCCCAACUGGAAAUCAUGGACUCUUUCAUCGACAUCGCAUUGAAUCACUUACUCUAGAGGCUGUAAAAGGAACUUCCUCAACUAACUCGAACAGCAGGAACAUAGCUGCUGCUGUAAUUCUCUUGAAAACCGUCGAAGGAAUUUCUAGAAGUUUAAAUAAUCUUCUCGAGCGAUUCCAUCAAAGUUACUUCUUUUACAUUCUAGUCCAAAAUGACAGAUUCAUAUCGAUUGGUGACUUUAUGCCAUGUCUAGCUCUAAUGGCUGGUCCAUUAUACAUCAAAGCCUUCCUGCUUUGGCUGAAUUUGAAUAGCGUUGACGAAGAAGAUUCCGAUUCUGAGAAAAAGACAAAGGCAAAAGAGCAAGAAAAAGAACUACCAUACAUAAAAGUCUUGAUUUUCAUGGGAAUGAUAGCACUUCUUGGAACUAUAGCCAAUCUUCUGCCACUAAAUAAAUUUCUAGGCAAUUUCUUUGCCGAAAAUGAUAUAACCACACCGAUUGGUGUGACAUUCUUCCUUUCGUUUAUCACAGUUCUUGGACUCUUUAUGCCAUUCUUCAUUCACUUGGAUCCUGCUGGUUUGGAAUUACUCCAUGUUGGAUCACUUUUAGCUUUAGGAUCGGCAUUGCUUGUUAUUGGCUUGCUUAAUUUUGCUCUAGGAUUUUUCAUAGCUGUGGCAAGUUGUCCUUUAGCCAUUCUCAUCAAUACGAAACAUGGAAAUUCUUUUAAAUUCUUCACAACAAUUUAUACAUUCCUACUGAAUCCUUUGGUUGUUAUUUAUUUGCAAGUUUUAAUUCUGACAAUGUCGACAUUCAACGAACUUUCGUUGGGUAGUGUGUGUCUUAAAGCUUUUAAUGCAUCAAUGGACGCCAUAACUUAUGGACUAGUUGAUUCUAUUAUUUACGGAAAUUGGCUGUUUACAACAUUGACCAGUGUUUGUUUUCCUAUUUGGGUGCUGUUUUGGUCUCUUAACUUAAUUUCCGAUGAUGUCAGUCAUUCCAAGUCUAAGAAACUUAAAAUGAAGUGAUGUAUUUUGUAUUCACAUUCGUUAUUUUAUUUUUGUAAUUAUUU
Molecule: messenger RNA, 2086 nt
Organism: Episyrphus balteatus (marmalade hoverfly)
Lineage: Eukaryota; Metazoa; Arthropoda; Insecta; Diptera; Syrphidae
Gene: GAA1
Product: glycosylphosphatidylinositol anchor attachment 1 protein
Exons: 5
Coding region: 96-2042 (648 amino acids)
Biological process (GO): attachment of GPI anchor to protein
Cellular component (GO): GPI-anchor transamidase complex; membrane
Source: RefSeq, a predicted model, not a curated record